AACUCUUUCCUUAAUAGAAAAUAAAAAAUGUUCAAGUUGCUUACUUUCGCCGCUCUUCUUGCCAUCACUGUGGCUUCUCCUGCACCUGAAGCCAAAGCUGAUCCUAAAGCAUCUCCUGACCCUAGUCUGCUUGCUGCUGCCUACACUGCCCCUGUUGUAGCCGCUCCAGUUGCCUACACAUCUGCCUAUUCUGCUCCUUUGGCAUAUGCUGGUUAUGUGGCUCCCUCUGUGUAUUCUGCUGGAUACACGGCCUAUUCCCCCUAUACUGGAUCUUACGUAGUUUUGUGAAUUCAUUUGUGAAAUGUCUGUCAAUACAUGGAAAUAAACAUGUUGCUUUGACAUAAUUUAUUCAAA
Messenger RNA from Leptinotarsa decemlineata (Colorado potato beetle), 354 nucleotides. RefSeq lists its product as uncharacterized. NCBI's taxonomy places the organism in Eukaryota, Metazoa, Arthropoda, Insecta, Coleoptera, Chrysomelidae. The record is from RefSeq and is a predicted model, not a curated record.